Messenger RNA from Paramecium octaurelia, 729 nucleotides. The record is from the annotation of a GenBank genome assembly. NCBI's taxonomy places the organism in Eukaryota, Ciliophora, Oligohymenophorea, Peniculida, Parameciidae.
AUGUUAACCUUACAUCAGAAAAGUCUCACCGAAUCCAAAAUCAAAAACGACAAUACUUCUUUCUAAAUAAACUAAAAUCUUCGCUCAUUUAAUCCUUCACAAUUUCUAAACAAUCUUGAUUAAGUUAGUAAUAUCAAAACUCCUUAAUAUAAUGAAAAUACUCAACAAAUACAAACCCUAACAGAAAAAGCAGAGAGUAAUUAUUGUAGAUUUCCUAAACUUCAAUCUAAUUCAUUAUUAAACAUUUCUAAACCUAUUGACUCUAUGCCUUAAUCUAAACAUCAUCAACUUAAAUCUCAACUAUCGACUAUAUUUUCUUAACAAAACCAAAUUAAUGACAAUCAUAUUAUUUUGCCAGGGUUACGAAAACAAAGAAAAGAAUCUUAAAUGUUUAUUUAAAUGAUUGAACAGCAGGUCAGUUUUCCAAUUUAAGAAACUUAAACUUCAAGAUAAAAAAGAUUUUAAAGAAAAAGAGAUCACUAAACAUAAAGUUAAACAAAUCUAGAUAGUCUAAAUUCCUUAUAUCCUGAUAAUUCUUAAUUAGAUGACUCAAACUAUAAUAACAAAAGAGUUGAGUUCCAUAAAAAAGUUAGAGUCAUAAAUCUAGAAAAUGGAAAAAUCGCAACUGAAGUCAUAAAAGAAGAAGAUGAAUCAAAAUCUCCAAGAUAAUACAAAAGAAAAUUUGUAUCUUAAAAGACAAAGUAUUUCUAUGAAGAUGUCAAUUCAUGA